AUGGCUGGCAAGCAAGGGAGGCAGUGGAGGUCCAUGUGCAAAAGCCUGGUCCUGGGUAUCCUCCUGACCAGCUGCAUGAUCCUGCUUUACUGCCUCUCUACUCCACAGGUCCACUUCAGUCUGCCUGAAGUCCCAGUGCCUUACUCCUGUGCCCACCGUCCAUCCCAGCUCCACACCAAACCAACCACAAACAACUCAAAACAGACUGCUGGCCAGACCUGUACUCCUAAAGUGGAUAUCAUGUUCUUGAAGACCCACAAGACGGCUAGCAGCACCUUCCUCAACAUCCUUUUCCGCUUUGGAGAGAAGCACCAGCUCAAAUUUGCCUUCCCUGACAGCAGGAAUGACUUCUUCUAUCCUUCUGUUUUCCAGCGCUCGCAGGUUAAAGACUACAGACCUGGGAUGUGCUUCAAUAUUAUCUGUAAUCACAUGCGCUUCAAUGCACCGGAAGUGGCCAAGUUGCUCCCUAUGGAUACCUCUUACAUCACUAUCUUGCGAGAUCCUGCAGAGCUUUUUGAGUCAUCCUUUCACUACUUUGGCCGCCUGGUGCCUUUCACCUGGAAAAUACCAGGAGAUGACAAGCUGACUGAGUUUCUACGUGGCCCCAAUUACUACUUUGAUCCAGAGGGAUUCAACUCUUUCUACCUCAAGAAUCUGCUGUUCUUUGACUUCGGACAUGACAACACUCUGGAGCUGGAUGAUCCACGGGUGGAAGAGGGAAUCAAAUUCAUCAUUGACCAAUUUCAGCUUGUCAUGUUAGUGGAAUACUUUGAGGAAUCUCUCAUCCUGCUCAAGAAUGCCCUCUGCUGGGAGAUGGAUGAUUUGCUCUUCUUCAAGCUCAACGCCCGCAAGGGGUCCACUGUGUCUAAACUCACCCCAGAACUGAGGGCCAGGGCCCUUGAGUGGAAUGCUAUUGACUGGAGGCUAUACCAGCAUUUUAACCAGACCUUCUGGAAGAAAGUGGACGCAUAUGGACAUAGGCGUAUGGCUGAGGAUGUGGCAGAGCUCAGGAGGAGGAAUACGGAGAUGGCAGCAAUCUGCAUUGAAGGGGGUCAUGCUGUGGAUGCUGGCAGCAUCCAAGAGACAGCCAUGCAGCCCUGGCAGCCCAUCGGAGAGAAGUCCAUAAUGGGCUACAACCUGAAGAAGAAUGUGGACAAGGCAUAUCAGAAGUUGUGUCGUAAGAUGUUGAUGCCAGAGCUUCAGUACUUAACAGAGCUUGGGGUUAACCUGUGGAUCACCAAGCUGUGGGGCCAUGUCCGGGAUAUUAUUAACUGGUGA
Scomber japonicus (chub mackerel) is the source of this 1278-nucleotide messenger RNA. It is a transcript of the gene gal3st1a, whose product is annotated as galactose-3-O-sulfotransferase 1a. Gene Ontology annotation, molecular function: galactosylceramide sulfotransferase activity. The transcript is spliced from 2 exons. Gene Ontology annotation, cellular component: membrane. Bases 1 to 1278 code for a protein of 425 amino acids. The record is from RefSeq and is a predicted model, not a curated record. Lineage: Eukaryota; Metazoa; Chordata; Actinopteri; Scombriformes; Scombridae. Gene Ontology annotation, biological process: galactosylceramide biosynthetic process; myelination.